This is a messenger RNA of Filobasidium floriforme, 1416 nucleotides long. Its product is annotated as ergosterol biosynthesis ERG4/ERG24. Gene Ontology annotation, molecular function: Delta14-sterol reductase activity. Gene Ontology annotation, cellular component: endoplasmic reticulum membrane. The transcript is spliced from 7 exons. The record is from RefSeq and is a predicted model, not a curated record. NCBI's taxonomy places the organism in Eukaryota, Fungi, Basidiomycota, Tremellomycetes, Filobasidiales, Filobasidiaceae. Bases 1 to 1416 code for a protein of 471 amino acids. Gene Ontology annotation, biological process: ergosterol biosynthetic process.
AUGAGCGUCCUCGAUACGCCGCCCCAGGACGAGGUCGUCACGACCAUCACCGCGACCACCCAUGUGGAACUGCCACUCCACCCCAAGAAACCGACUUAUGAUGAGCUCAACCCCAAGUCUUCCCCUACCGAGUUCUUGGGACCUUGGGGAACCUUGGCAGUGACUCUGCUCACGCCGCUAUUCUGUAACCUGCUCUUCAUCGGGUGUAACGAACGGACAGGAUGUCCUCCUUCCUGGAACCGCGCAGAGGGGAGGCUCGAAUUCAGUCGAUACGACUUUAGCCUGAUGGUCGACAAGUUGUUCGACAGCAAGGCCUUCUUGGUCUACAUAGGAUGGUACACGUACAUGGUCCUCUGUUGGGCUUACAUUCCUGGUGACUGGGUCGAGGGGACCUUGAUGCGGAACGGAAAGAAGCAAAUGUACAAGAUUAACGCCUUUUCAACUUUGCUGCUCACUGCCGGCUUCAUGGUCAUCCCCAUGUCCACGUCGAAAGGCCAGGAAGGUCUCUCUUGGCUGUACGAUCACUGGCUCGGUCUCGUCAACGCCUCGAUCUUGAUGGCAGUCUUCCAGUCUGUCUGGGUGUACUCUUGGAGCUUCCAAUCUGGAGAACUGCUCGCCAAGGGCGGAAACAGUGGAGUCUUCAUCUACGAUUUCUUCAUGGGUCGACCGCUCAAUCCUACUCCUCCCGGCUACCCCGAGUUCGACAUCAAGCAAUUCAACGAGCUCCGACCCGGUCUCAUCCUCUGGCUCGUACUCAAUGUCGCUUGUUUGUGCGAGCAGAGCAUCAGGCUCGGAGGACUCGCCAACGUCACCGCUAGCAUGUGGUUGGUCUUUGUCAUGCAAUCCCUCUAUGUUGUCGAUGCCGUUUACAACGAAACCUCGGUAUUGACCACGAUGGACAUCACGACGGACGGGUUCGGGUUCAUGCUCGCCAUCGGUGACCUCGCCUGGGUUCCGUUCACCUACACCUUGCAAGCUCGUUAUCUGGCUUUCAACCCGGUCCGAUUGUCUGCAUUGAGCGUGAUCGGAAUCAUCGCCACCGAGGCUACCGGGUAUUACAUUUUCAGGUCUAGUAACUGGGAGAAGGACGCUUUUAGAAGCGGGAGAAACCCGAGGAAUCUCGAUUUCAUUGCCACCAAGAGAGGAACCAAGCUCUUGACCUCGGGUUGGUGGGGACGAUCCCGACACCCUAACUACUUCGGCGACUGGCUCAUGGCCCUGGCCUGGUGUCUGCCUACCGGCCUUAACACCCCGAUCACCUACUUUUACCUCGUGUUCUUCGUCAUCCUCCUCUUGCACCGUCAGAUCCGGGACGACGAGGCGUGCAAGGAAAAGUACGGGUCGGAUUGGGAUAGGUAUUGCGAGAAGGUGCCUUAUAGGAUCAUCCCUUAUGUGGUGAGUUCGCGUUCGGUGUAG